Messenger RNA from Geodia barretti, 459 nucleotides. The record is from the annotation of a GenBank genome assembly. Lineage: Eukaryota; Metazoa; Porifera; Demospongiae; Tetractinellida; Geodiidae.
UUGGGUGGCUCCGGAGUCUCCGACGUUGCCGAAGCCAUCUCCGAGUACCGGGCUGCCUGGAAAGAGGCUGGACACCCGGGCGAGGGCGACGUGAUACUCCGCGUCGGCGUCUAUGUGGCCGAGGACAUGGAGCGUGCCGUGACCGAACCCCGCGAGAGCACCAUGUCCUUCUAUGACCGCAUCCGCCAGGGCCUGAUUCAGACUGCCACCUCCUUCGGGGGCGAACGGAGAGUGCGGCGGGCCGAACAGAUGGCCAACAUGACCUACGAGGACGCCCUGGAAGACCGCCUCAUCUACGGCACUCCCGACUUCGUGGCCCAGCGACUCGAAGAGUGGCGCGACCUUCUGGGCCUGUCGGGCGUCAUCAUGGAGCCAAACGUGGGCGGCACCAUAUCCCCGGAGUUAUUGGAUACAUCGGCCCGUCUAUUCGGGCAGGAAGUAGCUCCCCGUUUCCGGUAG